AUGGAUAAUAAUGACAUAAAACAGUUAAUUGUCCUUAAAAGUGAACGAUUUUUUCAACAUAUUGAAGAACAUGACGAAAAAUUGGUAGAAAAAAUUUUACGUUAUCAUGAUAUUGACAGUUAUACGAUUUUGAGUCAAGUUGAUCAGCAAGCAAUGAUUAAUCUAUUUGAAAUACCAAAUGAUGAGAAUUGUACGAAUGAAUUAAUUGAUUUAAAAAAGGAAAUUUGUAAUAUUUGUCAAGAUUCGAUUACAUUGAAAUUUGGAACAAAACAUAAAAUUAUUUUACUAUCAUCAUCAUCAUCAUCAUCAUCAAGUUACAAUAGUGCUAGCGACUGUGAAGCUAGUUUUGAACAUGAUCGAACAAAACUUUAUCUAAGAAAUCGUCGCUUUCAACUGUCAAAUUUUGUUAAACACUUAAAUGUUAUUAAAAAUGUAUCAACGUCGUUUACAAAUAAUUCAAGUGAAGAACCAGAUGAUCGAGCAACAGAGGUUAACAGAAGUCUGUUCACGAAUGUUUCUUUAUCAUGUGAUGUUUGA
Rotaria socialis is the source of this 537-nucleotide messenger RNA. The record is from the annotation of a GenBank genome assembly. Lineage: Eukaryota; Metazoa; Rotifera; Eurotatoria; Philodinida; Philodinidae.